UCCCCUUCUCAGAUAAUGGGAGGAGCCCGCGACCAGCAAGCUCUUUCCUUUCGCUGCUGCGUCCGCAGCCAUGAGUAUGCUCAGGCUACAGAAGAGGCUUGCCUCCAGCGUCCUGCGCUGUGGUAAAAAGAAGGUCUGGUUGGACCCCAACGAGACCAAUGAAAUCGCCAAUGCCAACUCCCGUCAGCAGAUACGGAAGCUGAUCAAAGAUGGGCUGAUCAUCCGGAAGCCUGUGACUGUGCAUUCCCGGGCUCGAUGCCGGAAAAACACUUUGGCUCGACGGAAGGGCAGGCAUAUGGGCAUAGGAAAGCGGAAGGGUACUGCCAAUGCCCGGAUGCCCGAGAAGGUGACCUGGAUGAGAAGAAUGCGGAUCCUGCGCCGCCUCCUCAGGAGAUACCGUGAAUCCAAGAAGAUUGACCGCCAUAUGUAUCACAGCCUUUACCUGAAGGUCAAAGGGAAUGUCUUCAAAAACAAGCGGAUUCUCAUGGAGCACAUCCACAAGCUGAAGGCAGACAAGGCCCGCAAGAAGCUCCUGGCUGACCAGGCUGAGGCUCGCAGGUCUAAGACCAAGGAAGCAAGAAAGCGCCGGGAGGAGCGCCUCCAGGCCAAGAAAGAGGAGAUUAUCAAGACUCUGUCCAAGGAGGAAGAGACCAAGAAAUAAUAGAGCUUCCCUCGAGUCUGUACAUAGUGGGCUGCCUGUGGCCUCAGGUGGAUCAGUCAGUAAAAUAAAACAAGCCUUUGUCUGGUGCCCUCUUUUUUGG
Molecule: messenger RNA, 761 nt
Organism: Microtus ochrogaster (prairie vole)
Lineage: Eukaryota; Metazoa; Chordata; Mammalia; Rodentia; Cricetidae
Gene: Rpl19
Product: ribosomal protein L19
Biological process (GO): translation
Cellular component (GO): ribosome; cytosolic large ribosomal subunit
Molecular function (GO): structural constituent of ribosome; RNA binding
Source: RefSeq, a predicted model, not a curated record